Eublepharis macularius is the source of this 2057-nucleotide messenger RNA. It is a transcript of the gene PSMC3, whose product is annotated as proteasome 26S subunit, ATPase 3. NCBI's taxonomy places the organism in Eukaryota, Metazoa, Chordata, Lepidosauria, Squamata, Eublepharidae. Gene Ontology annotation, cellular component: proteasome regulatory particle, base subcomplex. Gene Ontology annotation, biological process: proteasome-mediated ubiquitin-dependent protein catabolic process. Gene Ontology annotation, molecular function: ATP hydrolysis activity; ATP binding; proteasome-activating activity. Bases 51 to 1319 code for a protein of 422 amino acids. The transcript is spliced from 12 exons. The record is from RefSeq and is a predicted model, not a curated record.
UCGAAUCGGCUGCUUCAAACGCGCAGCCUCCCCAUUCUAUCGCGAGUAAAAUGGCGUCUGUCUGGGAUGAGGCGGAGGAUGGAAUUGGCGAGGAGGUGUUAAAGAUGUCCACGGAAGAAAUCGUGCAGCGUACCCGUUUGCUGGACAGUGAGAUUAAGAUCAUGAAGAGUGAGGUGCUGAGAGUGACCCAUGAACUACAAGCCAUGAAAGAUAAGAUCAAAGAAAACAGUGAGAAGAUCAAAGUGAAUAAAACCUUGCCGUACCUUGUUUCCAAUGUCAUAGAGCUGCUCGAUGUUGACCCCAAUGACCAAGAAGAAGAUGGAGCAAACAUUGAUCUAGAUUCUCAAAGGAAGGGCAAGUGUGCUGUCAUCAAAACCUCUACUCGUCAGACUUACUUUCUGCCUGUGAUUGGAUUAGUUGAUGCUGAGAAACUGAAACCUGGAGACCUAGUGGGUGUCAACAAGGACUCUUACCUGAUUCUAGAGACUUUGCCUACAGAGUAUGACUCGCGUGUGAAAGCCAUGGAAGUGGAUGAGAGACCUACAGAACAGUACAGUGACAUUGGGGGACUAGAUAAGCAGAUCCAAGAGCUGGUGGAAGCCAUUGUCCUGCCAAUGAAUCAUAAAGAGAAGUUUGAAAAUCUUGGUAUCCAGCCUCCUAAAGGGGUACUCAUGUAUGGACCCCCAGGAACAGGGAAGACCCUCUUAGCCAGAGCAUGUGCUGCACAGACAAAGGCUACGUUCUUGAAGCUUGCUGGUCCACAGUUGGUACAGAUGUUCAUUGGAGAUGGUGCCAAGUUGGUGAGAGAUGCCUUUGCACUAGCUAAGGAGAAAGCACCUUCUAUCAUCUUUAUUGAUGAACUAGAUGCUAUUGGCACAAAAAGAUUUGACAGUGAGAAAGCAGGUGAUCGGGAAGUUCAGAGGACCAUGCUGGAGUUGCUGAACCAACUUGAUGGAUUCCAACCCAACACUCAAGUUAAGGUGAUAGCUGCAACUAAUCGUGUAGAUAUUCUAGACCCUGCUCUACUUCGCUCGGGACGUUUGGAUCGAAAGAUUGAGUUCCCAAUGCCUAAUGAGGAAGCCAGAGCCAGGAUAAUGCAGAUCCAUUCUCGCAAGAUGAAUGUCAGCCCUGAUGUCAACUAUGAAGAGCUAGCUCGUUGCACGGAUGAUUUUAAUGGUGCACAAUGCAAGGCUGUAUGUGUGGAAGCGGGGAUGAUUGCACUCCGACAUGGAGCUACAGAACUCACCCAUGAAGAUUACAUGGAAGGAAUCUUGGAGGUUCAAGCCAAAAAGAAAGCCAAUCUUCAGUACUAUGCCUGAUUCUUGAACAUCAAGCUGGUUAUGAAGGCCUGGGUAGAAAGGCUGAAAUUAAAACAGCUUGAACUGAACUCUGCUUUAUUUUACUUAAUGGGAAAAAAUAAACCUUUUGCUUUGAUUAAAGUAACUGUUAUUUGGCUACAGAUGGAGAAAAGGGGAGCCGACUCCCUGAGAUGAUUUCCUAAUACAUGUAUGUUGCAAUACCCCAUGUUACUGGUGUAAAACAUUGCAGUGGGCAAAAGAAACUCAAGCACAUCAUAAGCUAUUUGUGAGGUUAAUGAUACCCCCAUCCUGUAUCCUCCAAUACCAUCCCCCUCCACCUUUUUGAACACUGUUCUCUACAUCCUGCCACUGUAUACUUUAAAGUACCUAUAGACCGUUUGCACUGGAGCUAAUUGUACUGAAUUCAUCCACCAAAAUAAGGUUGUCCCAUUUGCUUGUUUUGACCAUUGCAACUAGUAUGGCUUUUCACUUUGAGAUAAAACUGGCUACAUAUGGACACUCAGCUUAAUACCUGCAAAAUGAAGAGGUGACUGAUGGCUGAAAGCGAUCAUUGGUGUGGUUGGGUGUAGGAAAAAGUAGCAAUUCUCUAACUGUGCCAGAGGCAGUGUGUUAGAUUAAGAUCACAACCUAACCUACUGAGCCUCUGAAUAAGAGAACUUCCAUCUGCUCUGUGUACCCAAGUCUUUUAAUUCAAUGCCUUGUUAAGACAUACAGCUUCCAUUAAAAAAAAAUCACUUU